CUUUCGCAAUGCCACGACUGUUCAAUAAACGAGUAAAGAACAAGUGCAGUCCCUGCAAUGGAUUAUAUCUCCUCCUCCUGUGUUGCAUAUUCCUGUUGAUGGUAAUGCAAUUGCAAAGGGAGAAUUUUGAAAAGAACGACAUCUUGGUAGCUCCUCCACCGCCAAGGAUUGUCUGCAUUAUUGUGACCUAUGACUACCGGCAUCAACAUGCCGGAAUUCAUAUACUUCGAACGUGGGCCAAGCACUGUGAUCAUUUUUUAUUUGUCAGUGAUAAUAUUGAUCACUUUUUGGAGCCAGCAGUAUUUCUGAAUCUACACAACAGAUGGGAUAGGAUCAGAGCUCACCUGGAGUAUGUGCAAGGAUAUCAUAGCCACAAAGGCGACUGGUUUCUCUAUGCCAAUGAUGACAAUUUUGUGGUGGUGGAGAACCUGCGUCAGAUGUUGAGUACCUAUACCCCUGAUGAACUUAUUUAUUUUGGUUGUAAGCUAAGGACUCCCAAUGGUCUGGUCUUUAUGCACCAAGGUUCUGGCAUAGUCCUUAGUAGAGCUGCCCUCGAGGCCUUUGUCCUUGAAGCUUUGCCCAAUAGCAGCAUCUGCAGUCCUGUGAGAGUGGACAGUGAGGCCACCGAGGAACUGGGAAGAUGUCUUACCAAUGUCAAUGUCUUGGCCGGCGAUAGUCUCGAUGAGUGGCGGGGUCAUCGCUUUUUGCCCUUCGAGGCUGACUUGCAUUUGGGCGGGCAGAUGAACAAAUCCCAAGAUCGUCACAAGUAUUACUUGGAUCAUUCCUAUUACCCGGUGUUUGAUCUAAGCUUUCCAGUUUCAAGGCAAUUCAUUUGCUGUCACUUGGAGCACAUUAUGGACAUCUAUGACUUGUAUUAUUUCACUUACAAAGUUCGGAUAUUUGGAGGACAUCAGCAGGUGGAAUCUAGAUAUAAACAUGAAGAUCUAGAGGGAAAAGUAUUUUGGAAUAAUAAAGUAGCUGAGAGUUAGUAGGUUCUACAGAAGGAAUAGCUAAAUUUUUACUGGAUUUAUAAACAGUAUUCAAAAUCAAUCAAUUUUUUAUUCCUUGAAAAUAUAUUUCCAGAGAAGUUGAUACAAACUUAAUAAGUAAAAAGAAUGCUUAGUUUAAAUAAA
This is a messenger RNA of Drosophila serrata, 1133 nucleotides long. RefSeq names its product glycoprotein-N-acetylgalactosamine 3-beta-galactosyltransferase 1. Gene Ontology annotation, molecular function: N-acetylgalactosaminide beta-1,3-galactosyltransferase activity. Gene Ontology annotation, cellular component: membrane. NCBI's taxonomy places the organism in Eukaryota, Metazoa, Arthropoda, Insecta, Diptera, Drosophilidae. The record is from RefSeq and is a predicted model, not a curated record.